Molecule: messenger RNA, 2436 nt
Organism: Ictidomys tridecemlineatus (thirteen-lined ground squirrel)
Lineage: Eukaryota; Metazoa; Chordata; Mammalia; Rodentia; Sciuridae
Source: RefSeq, a predicted model, not a curated record
AUGAACCAGAUGUGCUCCCGGGUGAAAGAACUCUUUUCUUCUCUGGGAGUGGACUGUAACAUCUUGGAACUUGAUCAACUCGAUGAUGGGAUCCGGGUUCAAGAAAUGCUGACAGAGAUCACCAAUCAGAAGACCGUGCCCAACAUUUUUGUGAACAGAGUGCACGUGGGAGGAUGUGACAGGACUUUCCAGGUACGCCCUCCCUCCCUCUCAUCCUCCUUCUGUUCUCAAAAGCAUUUAAAAGAGGCGGAAAUGGCGCUCAGCAGUCUUUUCACUUGGUCAUUUUGAAGUUGUAAAGAAGCUGCCAUUUUGGGAAAGAGAGUCCUGGUCCUGGACUUUGUGGUCCCUUCUCCUCAGGGCACAUCCUGGGGCCUUGGAGGCACUUGUGUGAAUGUUGGCUGUAUUCCUAAGAAACUGAUGCACCAGGCUGCCCUUCUAGGGCAGGCCUUGCAGGACUCAAGGAAAUUUGGCUGGGAGUAUAACCAACAGGUGAAGCACAACUGGAGCACCCUGACAGAGGCCAUUCAGAACCACAUCGGCUCUCUCAACUGGAGCUACAGGUUGUCGCUGAGGGAGAAGGGAGUGACCUAUGUCAACGCCUACGGGGAAUUUGUGGACCAUCACAAAAUCAAGGUACUUUCUGAAUUUCUUGCCCUUCUCUUGCCCAGGUCAUCAUGCACUGAAACUCCAGGGCCUUGCUUCACGUUCUCUCUCCCCAUCUCUGUUUUCAGUGACGAUCUGUUCUCGCUGCCUUACUGCCCGGGCAAGACCUUAGUGGUGGGUGCCUCUUACGUGGCCCUGGAGUGCGCAGGCUUUCUGGCGGGCUUUGGCUUAGAAGUGACCGUGAUGGUGCGUUCCAUCCUUCUUCGCGGCUUUGACCAAGAGAUGGCAGAGAAAGUGGGUUCCUACAUGGAGAGACAUGGCGUGAAGUUCUUGAGGAAAUUUGUCCCCGUGAAGAUUCAGCAGCUGGAGAGAGGCUCACCCGGAAAGCUCAAAGUGUGGGCUAAAUCCACUGAAGGACCGGAAACCAUGGAGGAGGUGUACAACACCGUCCUGCUAGCCAUUGGCCGUGACUCCUGUACAAGGAAAUUAGGCUUGGAGAAGAUUGGUGUCAAAAUCAAUGAGAAGAAUGGCAAGAUCCCAGUGAAUGAUACGGAACAGACCAACGUGCCCCACGUCUAUGCCAUCGGCGACGUUUUGGAGGGCAAACCAGAGCUGACUCCUGUGGCCAUCCAGGCAGGCAAGCUGCUAGCUCGCAGGCUGUUUGGGGCCUCGUCAGAAAAAUGUGAUUAUAUGAGUGUUCCAACUGCCGUGUUCACACCUUUGGAAUAUGGCUGCUGUGGACUGUCAGAAGAAAAAGCUAUUGAAGUGUAUAAAAAAGAGAAUCUAGAAGUGUACCACACUCUGUUCUGGCCUCUCGAAUGGACAAUAGCCGGCAGAGACAAUAACACUUGUUAUGCGAAGAUCAUCUGCCACAAACCUGACAGCGAUCGAGUGAUAGGAUUUCAUAUUCUUGGACCAAACGCCGGUGAGAUUACCCAAGGAUUCGCAGCCGCCAUGAAAUGUGGGCUCACCAAACAGCUGCUGGAUGACACCAUCGGAAUCCACCCCACAUGUGGGGAGGUCUUCACAACUCUGGAAAUCACAAAGUCAUCAGGACUGGACAUCACCCAGAAGGGCUGCUGAGGGUAGCCCUGCUGCUGCCGAGUUCUCCUUGUCCUGCUGUCAUUCCUUUCAAUGACAACGAUGCUCUGUGCCCAGGACACCCGCUCUGUUGCUGGGGGACCAGUACAGGGCUCUGGAGGGCACAGAGAUGAGAAGGCGGACAGGGGGACAGGUCAGCAGCAGGGGCCUGCGGUCGUCUCGGCUGACGUGAGUGGCAGUUGGGCUGCAUCCUUGACGCUCUGGCUUGGAACCGCCUGGUGAGGUGAGCCAGGGCCGACCCUCUUGCGUCAGACUGGACCUUGCCACCAGCCCACCGUGAGUGGCACAGUGACCGAAGCUAACUUUUCCACACUUGGCGCUGUUUUGAUUCCUGCUUUGUUACUUCUAUGAAGAAAUUUUUUUUCAAUUGUGAAACUGGCUGGGAAAGGCCGUUUUCCUGUGUGCAGGCCUGGGUGGCACCUGCGCGCCUGCGUGGGUGACAUCUGGGAGAUGCAUUGCAGUAGCUGGCUGCAGAGGACUGGGGACAUGAGCAGAAAGCUCUGCGCCAGGUCUAAGUGUCAAGUCAACUGUCCUUUAAAAGGGACAUUUUAACCUGCUGUCAAAAUCCUGAAUUGGGCUUCACUCUCCUGGACAUUUCCUGGUGUCUGUCACCUGGAAGUGAGUCUCCUCUUAGAUCCUCGACUGGUGAGACAGCUCGUGUAAGAGACAAGUACUUGAAUUUCUUGUUGUUGAUUUUUAAGAGUAAUAUUAAAAGCCGUUUUCAGUACUGUA